Messenger RNA from Aspergillus wentii DTO 134E9, 494 nucleotides. RefSeq names its product mitochondrial 37S ribosomal protein uS14m. Gene Ontology annotation, molecular function: structural constituent of ribosome. NCBI's taxonomy places the organism in Eukaryota, Fungi, Ascomycota, Eurotiomycetes, Eurotiales, Aspergillaceae. Gene Ontology annotation, cellular component: mitochondrial small ribosomal subunit; ribosome. Gene Ontology annotation, biological process: translation. The transcript is spliced from 3 exons. The record is from RefSeq and is a predicted model, not a curated record. Bases 1 to 342 code for a protein of 113 amino acids.
AUGUCGCACUUCAGAUCCAAGAAGCUCGAUCUCAGCGGGUUUGUCAAUGCCCGUGUGAUGCGCGACCACACCAAGCGCAAGGUGUUUGAGCAAUACGAGCCCGAACGCCAGGCUCUGCGCUACAUCAUCCGCAACACUACUCUCCCCCAGCGUACCCGCGCCCAGGCUCAGCUCCAGCUCUCGCAGAUGCACGCCUACACCCGGCCGACGCAGAUCAAGAACCGCUGUGUUGCGGGAGGUAUAGCCAGGAGUAUCUUCCGAGACUUUAGAAUUGCCAGAUAUCAAUUCCGUGAGCAGGCGCUGGCUGGUGAACUUCCCGGUGUGAAGAAGGCGAGUUGGUAAAAGGUCGACUCGACUGGUUAUAUUAAAGAUUUGGCACGUUUGGAUCUGCCGGUUUGCACAAAGGCGUUUAUUCCCUUUCUUUUGUUCGAGAGCUGUACAAUAAAUUACGAGGUUUGGUCGAUGUAUACUACUCAAUCGAUCCUGAAUUCCGC